This is a messenger RNA of Scomber scombrus (Atlantic mackerel), 7628 nucleotides long. Its product is annotated as NLR family CARD domain-containing protein 3-like. The transcript is spliced from 11 exons. Bases 200 to 3505 code for a protein of 1101 amino acids. The record is from RefSeq and is a predicted model, not a curated record. Gene Ontology annotation, molecular function: protein binding. NCBI's taxonomy places the organism in Eukaryota, Metazoa, Chordata, Actinopteri, Scombriformes, Scombridae.
AUACUGACUAGGUCUGGACUAAGCUGCGUCCAGAGAUGAUUUUUAUUUAAAAAAGGGAAAAGGACACAAACACUUUGGAGACAAGAGUAAGUAGACGAUCGUGACUCACUGCGACCUUGUGUGAGGAAGGACAGACUGGAAGUGUGUUUACCAGAACAGACUUAAAGAGGUGCUGCCUGUUUGACACGCAGCAGUAGAAAUGGCAGAGAGGGAGAGGAAGAAGAGGAAGCGACCUACCCCUGCAGCCUCAGGCCCUUCCUCCAUGUCUGAAGAGCCAAUCAGCUCCUGCAGUGACCCAUCUAUCAGUUCUGAGGCGAGUGAACGUGAGUCUGCAGCUCCCAGCCAUGUUUCUAUGAAGAGUGAUCGAUCCAAGUAUGAGCCUCUCACUUUUGGUGUGAAAAAACGAAAACAUUCUGAGACGAGUGAAAGUGAGUCUGCGGCUCCCAGCCAUGUUUCUAUGAAGAGUGAUCGAUCCAAGUAUGAGCCUCUCACUUUUGGAGUGAAGAAACGAAAACAUUCUGAGGCGAGUGUUACUGACUCUGCGGCUCCCAGUUUUGUUUCUAUGAAGAGUGAUCGAUCCAUGUACGAGCCUCUCACUUUUGAGACAAAGACACAAAGGCAACUGAUUGGGGAGCCAUCUAGCUGUUCAGUGUGUAAUGAGGAUCUGAGGGAUCCAGUCCAUUUCUCCUGUGGACACUGGUCAUGCAAGCAGUGUGUCAGUUCAGAAUGGGACCAGUCUGACCCACCAGCAGACUACCCCUGCCCUGAAUGUGGAAAGAAACUCAGAAAACACCAGCAAAAUACAGACGAAGACACAGGUAAAGCAAAGAAAGCAAAACAUUUCAAAAGAACAAUGCAAAAGAAAUAUGCUUCAACAUCUGAUGAAAAUGAUGAUGAAGAAAGCUCCGUAGAAGACAUCUACACAUCUCUACACAUCACCACUGGAGAGAGUGCAGGGCUUCAUGAAGAACAUGAGUUCAGAUACUUCAAACAUAAACUGGACAAUAACUCUGUGGACCUCAAUGAUAUCUUCAAACCUUUGCCUGGCCAAGAGAAACCCCACAGGACAGUCCUGACGAAGGGCGUAGCAGGAAUCGGAAAAUCUUUUGCUGUACAGAAGUUCAUUCUUGACUGGGCCAAAGAAGAAGCAAACCAGGACAUUGAUUUUGUUUUCAGUUUUGCUUUUCGAGAGCUAAAUUUGACUACAGAUGAGAAAAGCUUGCUUGAGCUCCUGACUGAAUUCCACCCUGCUCCCCUGAGUCUGAAAGAUACAGAGGAUUUCGUCAAAGACAGGGUUUUGGUGAUCCUGGACGGCCUGGAUGAAAGCAGACUUCAACUGGACUUUGAGAACUGUAAGAGAGUAACGUCUAUCAGUGAAGUAACAUCUGUAGAUAAUCUCCUUGCAAACCUCAUCCAGGGAAACCUUCUUCCUAAUGCUAAGAUCUGGAUAACUUCCCGUCCAGCAGCAGCCAGUCAGAUCCCUGCAGAGUAUGUCAACAUGGUGACGGAGAUAAGAGGGUUCAAUGACCCACAAAAAGAGGAAUACUUCAGGAGGAGAUUUAGUCAAGACUCGAUGCUUGCCGACAGGAUCACUUCACACAUCCAGUCUUCACAGAGUCUCGACAUCAUGUGUCAGAUCCCGAUCUUCUGCUGGAUUUCUGCCAUAUUAUUUGAGGAGGUCUUUGGGGGAGAUGAAAAAGCAGAAUCUCCUCAAACUCUGACAGAAAUGAUGGCACAUUUCCUGUUGGCCCAGACAAAGCGCGGAAGCAGAAAAUAUGAGCAGAAGACAGAGAAAAACAAAGAGCAAUUUCUCAAGUCACAGAAAGAAUUUCUCAUGAAACUCGGCAAGCUUGCAUUUGAUCAGCUGCUGCAGAACAACCUCAUCUUCUAUGAGGGAGACUUUGAAAAAUGUGGCAUCGACAUAAAAGAAGCAGUGAUCUACUCUGGAUUUUGCAACGCAGUUCUCAGAGAGGAAAAAGUGUUUUCUCAGAAAAAGGUCUUCUUCUUUGUGCACCUGACCAUACAGGAGUUCUUCGCAGCUCUUUAUGUCUACGACUGUUUCACAAACAAGAACACAACUGAGCUCAGCGACUUCCUCGAUCUGAAGCAGAAAGAACAUUCACUGCUUGAUCUUCUGAAGAUGACAGUUGACAAAGUGCUGGAGGAGAAGAACGGCCACCUGGACUUCUUCUUGCGAUUCCUUUUUGGCCUCUUGGUCGAAUCCAACCGAAGAGUCCUUCAGAGUCUGCUGACAUCACCAGAACCAAGCCAAGAUACCGACAAGAAAGCCCUGACUCACCUCAAAGCCAUCCGAAGGAAGAACCUCUCUCCAGACAGUUGCAUCAACCUCUUCCAGACCAUGGUUGAGAUGAGAGACAACAAAGUCAAAGAUGAGAUUCAGGAAUAUCUGCGAUCGUCAGAUCGAGAGAAAAAGGAGCUGACUCCCCUGCACUGCUCUGCGGCGGCCUACAUGCUACAGGUUUCAAAAAGUGAUGUGGAGGUGUUGGACUUGAAGAGUUACAACACGUCAGAUGAAGGCAGAAGGAGACUGAUACCAGCUGUGAGGAGCAGCAAAAAAGCCAUACUAGCAGACUGCAAAGUGACAGCAGAUUGGGUUAAGCUCCUGGCCUUUGGUCUCAAGUUCCCCUACUCACCUCUAAGAGAUCUGGACCUGAGCAACAAUGACCUGAAAGAUUCAGGGGUUGGGUUGCUCUGUGAUGGACUGUCAAGUCAAUGGUGCAAACUGAAGAAACUGAGGUUGUCAGGUUGUCAGAUCACAGAGAUCGGCUGUGAUUCUCUGGUGUCAGCCCUGAAAUCAAACCCCUCCCAUCUGGAAGAGUUGGACCUGAGCUACAACCAUCCAGGAGAUUCAGGAGUGAAGCUCUCUGAGCUGAAGGAUGAUCCACAGUACAAGCUCGAUCUCAACAUUGAGCAUGGUGGAAGUCACCGGAUGAAACCGGGAUUUAAGAAGUAUGCCUGCAAGCUCACUCUGGACCCCAAAACAGUCCACAAGAACCUCCGUCUGUCUGAGGAGAACAGAAAGGUGACCUGGGUGAAAGAGGAGCAGUCAUAUCCUGAUGAUCCAGAGAGAUUUGAUCUCUGCCCACAAGUGCUUUGUAAGGAGGGUCUAAAUCAGCGCUGCUACUUGGAGGUGGAGGUGGAUGAACCAUUUAACAUCGGGGUAACAUACAAAACCAUGAGCAGAAAAGGGGAUUUGAAUGAUUGCAACCUGGGUCAAAACGAGAAGUCUUGGUCUCUGGUUUGCUCUGAUGAUGGUUGUUAUGUUAUGCACAACAACGAGAGAAUCAGCGUAGGUUCACUCUGUUCACGCUCCAGUCGGUUAGGAGUGUAUCUGGACUGGCCAGCCGGCACUCUGUCCUUCUACAGAGUUUCCUCUGACAGUCGAACUCGCCUGCAUACCUUCAAAACAAAGUUCACUGAGCCACUCUAUCCUGCUGUUCAAUUUCACAUUCAGUCCUCUGCUUUGUUUUGUCAGCUAACGUAAGCAGACCUUUCUACACUGCAACUCAGCCAAGGGUGUAGAUCUGCAUGUGAAUGGUCGGGACAUGUCGUUUUAGACGCACAAAGGAUUAGCUGCUCCUAUUCGUCUGUAGCAUGUCUGUUCAAAGCAGAGUUGUUGAGAAAGUAAUAUGGAUGGAGAGAAAGAGAGAGAGAGAGAGAGAGAGAGAGAGAGAGGCAGCAAGAUAUAAAUGACCAACAACAAUCAGCUUGCUGUGAGCUAUGUGAAUAUAACCAGGAGUUUGAGGCAUGCUGGAGGCUGAUCUAACAUGUUGAAGUAGUGGUAGAGGUAGUCAGUUAUAUUUGCAGUAGGUGAAGUCAGAGAGAUGGACGUAUGAAUAGAGCUGAUCCAGCGCCAACACUCCGCUUUGCUGCCAGUUUGUCUCAGUGGCCCAAAAGCAUAACCAGCAGCAACAGCAAUUUCCCCAUAGACCAACAUUAUAAGAGAUGCCUGUAAAACGGUUGACAGGACACCUGGAACUGCUUGCAAAGUAAAUGAUUACUUUGUGUAUCAUGAUAUUUGGAACAUGUGUAGAUUUCAUUUUUGUUUAAACAUUUCCCAGAACCUAGAAAAAUGUUAAAGUAUAUAAGUUGCAAUGUAAAGUCUAUGGGGGAGCGGAAACGUCAAUGUCAGAAACUUGAUAUAAGUGUGCAGUGAGCCGGCUGCACAGUGAGGAAGUCAACUCGAGAGCUAGAAACUUUUUUUGGACUCUGAGCUCAGUUCUCAAUUUGUACUGUUAGGAAAAUAGAGAACAAUGUUAUUUUUAAGGGACUAAAUUAAGGUAGGAACUGCUAACAUGGCAAGAACACUAGCUGUGUGUAACAUAGUCUAAGUUGGCCUGAGUUGUACAAGCAGUGUUGGAUAAGUAACAUGGGAAAAAUAUUAGUAUUGUUGUAUUACAUUACAAAUGACUUUACUUUAAACAUGACUUUCCUACCCCUCCUACCCUAGCAAUUAGAGCUAUUUGGUUCACUAAUUCCAUUUUGAAGAUAUGGAGAUCUGAUUCUGUACUUUUAUACCAUUCCUGUUUGCAGACAGGGAGUCAUCUGGUUUGUCCUGAGGAGCACCUUAAUGAGCUUGUGCAGAAGUCCAAGUACUUUAUCGAUUAAUGCCUGCUGUAUAAAAGGGCUGCCACCUUGAAACAUGUUUUCAGUUUUUCACAAGCUGUUUUAGCUAGAUGUUUUACAUUGUUCCAUACUAGACUAUGUACAUUUGUACAUUUGCAAACUUCACUAUUGGUAUUUUGUUUUGCUUUUAUAGCUCAUAGCUGCUCACUUCCUUACAGCCAUAAAUAGACAUAGAGUCAAAGCAGUACUUUCUACAUAAAUGCUUGCUUUGUUACCAUGAGUGUAAAAUGUCAAGAUGUUAUCUUUGGUCAGUGCAAAGUUAAUUAUGGAGCUAAGCUAAAAUGAGCUGCAGGGUUUCAGGUGACAUUUUGGUCAGCUUUAAAUAUAAAGAGUUUGAAACGUCUUACAGAAUCAGCAGUUUAUAGAUAUAGUAAGUUCUUUUUUUACGUUGUUUUAGUGUUUUUAUAUAUUAUUUUCUUGUAAUGUCUUUCACAAUUAAGCUCUGGACACAAACACCCGAUAACCGGUUAUCAAACAUGUCCCGACCUAUCUUAACACUGAGUCUACGUUCUGCUACCAGCAACUCCAGAAACCUGCUGCUCUUCUUUAUUUUAACCCUACACCUGUGUGUUUCAUAAAAAGUCAAGGAUCAACAUCUUCUUUAGGUGGAGAUCUUAUACUAUUUCUGCAGGUAGAGAAAGAUAGAUUCACUCUUUAGGGCUCUAUUGAUGUGAAGCUGUUCAUAACUCAUGUGCAAGGUGGACAUUUUGAGUCUGGAUGUAAAUAUUACAAUCAGGAGAGACAAGAGCGAUUUGUAUAUUGUACAGAUGAUAAGGAUAAUUAAUCUUAGACUCUGCAGAAAGAUUUAGAUUUUGUAAUCAGUGGACUUCAGCCCUGAGCAGCAGUAGGGUAAAUCCCCUUUGUGGCAUCCAGAAGCUGUUGGUGAUGGCUGAUGACUUCUGCUGAAACUGAUAAGACGAGGUUGAGGUUGAACGGAUGAAACUGCAAAGACUGGUGGUGAUGGGGAGGUGACAGAGCACAUUUAACGGCAGCAUGAAAGCAUAAAAGUCAGAAAGGGUGACCGAUAUAUUUUAAAAGGGCAGCCGUGCUAUUAUAGGCUGGCAACAGAAGUGUGUUGCUUUGCUAUUGGACAGAUUUGAACUGCCGAUAGCUCAAUUGACAGUAAAGAAAAUUACAAUUAGCAUGCGUGAGGGAUGUGAAAGGCCUGAUUGAUAAAUACAACUUCCAAGCUAAUGCAAGAUAAACUUGCUGAGUGUCAUUCAUGGUGAAAGCGAGAUGUGUCUCAACUUUCUAUCAUUACCAUUACAAUUCUUUAUUUAUGUUUUUUAUAACUUUUAUUUACUUAUGUGUUUCAUUUUCUAUUGAUUCAUUCUGUCUUUUAAUUUUAUAUUUAUUGAUGUUUUGUAUCGAUUGCAUUUUCUGUGUCUGCCUAAAAAGAAAAGACAAAAAAAAGAUAAAAAAUUAAAAACAGCAGAAAAAACAAAACAGCAGAUAUUAACAGAGUCAGAAGCUUCUAAUAUCUGCUUUACUGUACAAUAUUAAAGUCUCACAGUUGACCAAUAACUUUUUAUAUGUACAGGUUUUAAACUAAAGGCUCCUUUUAGACUGUAUGACAACAACGAUAAUCUCCAUUUCAGUAUGUGUCAGACUGUAUGAUAACAGUUUGACACAUAGUUUGAGUCAUAGCGUUAUGAUAAGCGUUAAAUAAGUCAAAGCUCCAGCAACACCAACGUGUUUCGGCUUGUGACCUUCAUCAGCUUUAAGGCUGCCAGCCCAAAUGAAACCUCCAUCCUGUUUCUAUGAUAGAAAUAAGCGAAGAUGAGUCAUCACAUCUCAUUUUGAGAAUGAAAGAAGGUUUCUGUAACAAACUUCUUUCCUGUUUUGCCUAAACCUUUUUGGUUUGUAGGCUGUUUUUAGUCACCAACAUUUAAAAAUCAUCGGUGAGUAGACCAGUCUCACGGUCACGACAAAAAAGUUUCUCCUUGAUUGAUAAUCGUCCAUUUUUGUCUCAGACAGGUCAAAGUCACACAGUGUAAAAGGAGUCUUGAUGUUAUGUUGUACAGGUUUGACCAACUAAACUUCUAACUGUGGUUAUGUUCAACCUUUUCAGUUUUUGAAAUAGCUCUUCAUAAACGUAACAAUGCAAGCAGCAUUGUAGAGAUUAGUCGUUUACUGUUUAAUGUUGUUAAUAGUAUGUGGAUGUGGUUUUGUGUUUUUAUCUAGAAUCUUUACUUUUUAUUAUUUUGACAUUUGCAGUCAUGAAAUGUUAUGCUUCAGUACGCUUUGCCUUAGCAUAAGAGAUAACUUACUUUGUUUUGUUCUGGGUCAGGAACGUUCUUUUUUUCAGACUUUAUAUUGUACAACAAUGGGAAAUAAAAACACAAUAGUAUCACAUAGUACAGCUGCUAUUUGGCACAUCUGCUGUGUAAAACCUCUCUGCACUAUACAUUUUGAGUAAUGUAUCCCAUAUAUUUAUUCAGCUGAAUAUCAAUUAUUGCAUCCCUUGGUACCUUCCUAUAAAACCACUCAAUUGUCACUAACUUAGACUCUUAACCAGAACUAUUUUUAAGGGUUAUGCUUUUAACUGAGCGGCUGUGGCUGAGGACGUUGCGCGGUCGUCCACCAAUUGGAAGAUUGGCGGUUCGUUUCCCAGCUCCUCCAGUCCACAUGUCGAUGUAUCCUUGGGCAAGAUACUUAACCCCAAAUUGCUCCCGUUGCUGCGCCAACGGUGUAUGAAUGUGUGUGACUAGUUAGUCUUUCUCCUGAUGAGCAGGUUGGCACCCUGCGUGGUAGCUCCUGCCAUCAGCGUAUGAAUGUGUGUGAAUGGGUGAAUGAGACAUGUAAUGUAAAAGAUUAGAAAAGCGCCAUAGAAGUACAGUCAAGUACAUUAACCAUUUCUGUCUAAAUGGAGGCGACACGGCCAUGUGUUGAACAAAGGAGAAGAAGUUCACAGUAUACUGAAGCCUGGUGUCCAGUAUAAGUAACUAAUUGUGUUGUAAUCUUAAAGUAAGCAAUUAAAG